Messenger RNA from Lactuca virosa, 1817 nucleotides. The record is from the annotation of a GenBank genome assembly. NCBI's taxonomy places the organism in Eukaryota, Viridiplantae, Streptophyta, Magnoliopsida, Asterales, Asteraceae.
AUGAUGCCUCCAUGGAGUAGAGCGCAUUUUGGCAUGCCAGGAGCGCCUUUGGAAAAAGCCAUAACUAUUUUGGCCAAAUGCUCCACCAUGAUUCGGAAUUGCUCCAUCUGGAUCCCAAAUGGCCAAGUCGCAUUUAACAAAAACUCAUCACAUGUGAGUUUCUGUUGGCCACUUGUAAAUGACGAAGCCCCACGUGCCCCUGUUGCCGCCAUUGCCCAAUCGCCUAAAACCUCUGCUACCGAGGCCUGUGCCUCAUCGCAACCAAUUAUGGAUGCAAUUAGGGCAUCGCCGGCGGAUUUUGACUCCAUGGUGAAGAUUGAAUUGGAGGCGGCGGAAGCUUUGGCUGGAUUAGCUCAUCUUCCUGCUACAAUUUCCGAUUCUCGCGGUAGUGAAUCAAUUGCUGAACGAGUCAAGGACGAGUCUAACUCCUCGUUUGACACGUUUCCUAGUCAUUCAUAUGAGAAAAAGUCGGGGAAUUCAGGGAUCUUGAGUCAGAAGUUGGUGAAGGAUGAACAGAGUAUUGAACUUAGACUUAAUCCUGGGUGUCCCACGAAUUGUUCAUCGAGUGGGAGGAAAUCUAGACAAAAUCUAACUGAGACUGAAAUGGAAGCACGUAAAAUACGAAGGGUGUUAGCAAAUAGAGAGUCAGCUAGACAAACAAUCCGUAGAAGACAGGCUAUCUUUGAGGAGCUAACACGAAAGGCUGUUGAUUUAGCAUGGGAGAAUGAGAAUUUGAAAAAGAAGAAGGACUCUGCUUCGAAACAGUAUGAUUCUUUGAAGACCAAGAACGAACGUUUAAAAGCCCAGAUGAUCAAAGUUACAAAUCUUGAAACCGAUGAAACCCAUGAAAAAUCCACCACUUUAAACGAACAAGCCAUUUCCUCAUCCUCCACAAAUUCGCCAUUUAUAAUCUACAACCAACCACCUUUCUUACCCGUCAUAUGGCCAUCCAUGAUCCACCCUACAAAUUCCGGCCAACUACCCGCCGGAAUAAAUUCCGGCCAACUACCCACCGGAAUAGUUUUUCCGGUCAAUAAACCCGAUUCAAGUGAAGAAGGAAGUUCAACAACCGGAAGUCCGCUAUAUUUACUACCAUACCCCUGGUUGGUUACCCUACCCCAAAACACCACCACCCAACCCCAACCCCGCCACCAUUCUUUCAAUCUAAACGACAAACCGAAUGAGUGUUCCGAGUUCCGGGAAUUCUUCCCGGAAAAAGCAUCGGAAACACCUAACCACCACGGUUUCCCGCCUGAUGGUGGCGGCCGACAGACACCGGAGCCACCCCGUGUGAGUUGUGAAGCACUUAUUGAACAUGAUAGUGAGGAAAUUGAUGGUGAAAUUCACAAAGUUCCUCUGUGCUCAGGUAAAAGAUUAGGUGGUGACGUGGCGGCUGCCGCCGAAGCCAGGAAAAGGCGUAAACAACUCACGAGAUUAAAGGGCCACUUUCAUUGCCGUCAACUUAGGAUGCAUUAGUGCUCCUGGUAUCAGUAUCGGUAUCAAUACCAGUGUGGGUAUACCAGUGUCGGUAUCGGUAUCAGGUAUCAGUGAGGGAGUGUGAAAGUACGUUGUUAUUUUUUGUGGUGUUUGGGUUGAGGGUAAUAUGAGAAUGAAGAUGUAUAUAAGGUGUUGAGGGAGGACUUAUGAUAUAGUGUUUUGAAGUGGCUGAUAAUGGUCACUCUCAAUUUAAUAAGCGGAUGCUUCCAUAUGUUGUAGUUCAUUAAUGCAAAAUGAACGUCAGUAGUGUCUGUGGUCAUAUUUUCCUUGAGGAAGACGAAUACGAUAGAAUUGGAUUUGUGUUUUUAUCUAUGGUCGAG